AUGUCAAAUUCAGAAAAAUCCAAAUCUAAAUUUAAGCAUAAUAAAUAUUUACCAGAUGAAUCAUUUUCAAUUAAUAAAGAAGUUGCAUUAAAAGAUGGUACUAAAAAAGAUCAAGUUGUUGCAAAUGGUACUGUUAAAUGUCAUAAAGUUAAAAUUUCGAAUAAUGGUGAUUAUUUAAUUACUUAUAAAAUUGAGAAUUUAGAUAAUGAAAAAUUGUUCAAAGAAAGAUAUAAUAAUUUUGAAAUGAAUAUUAAAUUAGAAACAAAAAUGGAUAAAGCUAAAUUUAUAUAUGGUGAAAUUGAUAAAUUAAGAAAGACCGUUAAAAAAGAAAUGCAAAAGAGAAAAGUCAAUGAUAAAAAAUGA
Molecule: messenger RNA, 363 nt
Organism: Insectozyma verbasci
Lineage: Eukaryota; Fungi; Ascomycota; Pichiomycetes; Serinales; Debaryomycetaceae
Source: the annotation of a GenBank genome assembly